AUGACAGACUCGAAUUAUGAAAGCAGCAAGAAGAAUUUCUCUGAGGAGGAAAUAGAUGAUGAGGAAAGUGUGAUUUUGACAUUGGUUCCAUUUGACGAAUCAAAUAUAGAACAACAAUUGGAGUCAACUGUUUCUUCAACUUCUGACGUCAAACCGAACAAGCCUGGGAAACACUGUGAAGGUCAUCUACCUCCAACAAAUGAACAACUCAAAGCUCCCCCAAAAGCUAGACGUAAAGCGCCAAUUCUUCCUUUGCCAACCAUUUUGCCUCCCAUUAAUAAUGUGUGUCGAGACACUUUGCGGAACUGGUGCCAACAACUCAAUUUGAGUACUGAUGGCAAGAAAAUAGAAGUUUUUCAGAGGCUUCAACAGCAUGCUUAUCCUGAACAGAAAUAUGUGAGUAUUAGAGAAAGGUGGAUCUACUUUGCGAACAUGAAACCUAAUAUGAAGGAAUGGAAAAGAGAUCAUGUGAAGGAAUCUUUGAUCUACAAACCAGAAUCAGUGAUUAGGACUCCAGUGAAGAUGGUUGACUGGGUCACAGCCUCAUCAAAAGAGACUCUUUGGGGCCUGCAAAGCCUCUAA
This is a messenger RNA of Propithecus coquereli (Coquerel's sifaka), 582 nucleotides long. It is a transcript of the gene DPPA2, whose product is annotated as developmental pluripotency associated 2. Gene Ontology annotation, cellular component: nucleus. The record is from RefSeq and is a predicted model, not a curated record. The coding region runs from base 1 to 582 and encodes 193 amino acids. The transcript has 5 exons. Gene Ontology annotation, biological process: system development. Gene Ontology annotation, molecular function: chromatin binding. NCBI's taxonomy places the organism in Eukaryota, Metazoa, Chordata, Mammalia, Primates, Indriidae.